Molecule: messenger RNA, 2835 nt
Organism: Danio rerio (zebrafish)
Lineage: Eukaryota; Metazoa; Chordata; Actinopteri; Cypriniformes; Danionidae
Gene: slc8a1b
Product: solute carrier family 8 member 1b
Biological process (GO): sodium ion transmembrane transport; transmembrane transport; calcium ion transport
Cellular component (GO): membrane; synapse; plasma membrane
Molecular function (GO): calcium:sodium antiporter activity
Source: RefSeq, marked provisional
AUGAGGCAUCGUGAGACCUCCCCACGCCUCUUCCUGACCUUUCAGUGUCUAGUCCUUUUGGUGAUAGUGGUCCACAAUGUCCACCAUGUGACAGCCGAACAUGCCCCAGAUCACAGCCAGGAUCAUAGUUCUCCUGCCAACAAAUCUUUGAGCUGUGGGGGCGGCUCAGCCAUAUGUGCCCCUGGAGUCAUCCUUCCAGUGUGGGAACCCCCAAAUCCUUCCUUUGGGGACAAGGUAGCCCGGGCCACCGUUUACUUUGUGGCACUGGUAUACAUGUUUCUGGGGGUUUCGAUUAUUGCUGAUCGCUUCAUGGCAUCUAUCGAGGUCAUCACCUCACAGGAAAAGGAGAUCACCAUUAAGAAACCAAAUGGUGAAACGACCACCACAACUGUACGCAUCUGGAAUGAAACGGUGUCCAACCUUACCCUCAUGGCUCUGGGUUCUUCUGCUCCUGAAAUUCUGCUGUCGGUCAUUGAAGUGUGCGGCCAUAACUUUGAAGCUGGUGACCUCGGUCCCUCUACCAUCGUCGGCAGUGCAGCUUUCAACAUGUUUGUCAUUAUUGGAAUCUGUGUCUAUGUGGUGCCCGACGGAGAACAUCGCAAAGUGAAACACCUGCGUGUGUUUUUUGUUACUGCUGCUUGGAGCAUUUUUGCCUAUUUGUGGAUGUACCUGAUCUUGGCUGUUUUGUCACCUGGUAUUGUCCAAGUGUGGGAGGGUCUUCUCACUCUUUUCUUCUUUCCCAUAUGCGUGGUCUUCGCUUGGAUCGCUGACCGCCGCCUCCUGUUUUACAAGUAUGUUUACAAGCGCUACCGAGCUGGCAAGCACCGUGGCAUGAUUAUCGAGACAGAGGGGGACCGGCCCUUACCAUCCAAGGUGGAUAUCGAGAUGGAUGGGAAAAUGCUGAACUCCCAUGCCGUGGACUUCUUGGAUGGAACUCUGGCUUUGGAACUGGAGGAUAAAGACCUGGAUGAGGAUGAAGCUAGACGUGAAAUGGCGAAGAUCUUGAAGGAACUGAAGCAGAAACAUCCAGAUAAAGAGGUGGAGCAGUUGAUUGAACUAGCUAAUUACCAGGUGCUCAGCCAGCAGCAGAAGAGCCGUGCAUUCUACCGAUGCCAGGCAACCCGCUUGAUGACCGGAGCAGGUAACAUUCUGAAGAAACAUGCGGCAGACCAGGCUCGUAAAGCAGUGAGCAUGCAUGAGGUACGCAGUGACACUGGUGAGAAUGACCCAAUUUCUAAGAUCUUUUUUGACCCUUGCUCAUACCAGUGCCUGGAAAACUGUGGCACCGUGGCAGUGAAUGUGAUCCGUCGUGGAGGCGAUCUCAAUCAAACCGUGUCCGUGGAAUUUCGCACUGAAGAUGGAACCGCAAAUGCUGGCUCAGACUAUGAGUUCACUGAAGGUACCGUUGUUUUCAAGCCUGGUGAGACACAGAAGGAAAUCCGAGUUGGAAUUAUUGACGAUGACAUCUUUGAAGAAGACGAGAACUUCCUCAUCCACCUAAGCAAUGUCCGUGUGGUUCAUGAGGGUGAUGAGCCAGAGACCACUGAAGCCAAUCAUGUGGAGACCAUUGCAACACUCGGUCUGCCCUCCACAGCAACAGUCACCAUCUUUGACGAUGACCAUGCUGGAAUCUUCACAUUUGAAGAGCCGGUCACCCAUGUGAGUGAGAGUGUGGGUGUCAUGGAAGUGAAGGUCCUGCGUACGUCUGGUGCCCGUGGGGUGGUGUCAGUGCCAUAUAAAACCAUUGAGGGAACAGCCCGUGGAGGGGGAGAGGACUUUGAAGACAGCCAUGGUUUUCUGGAGUUCCAAAACGACGAAAUUUUGAAGACGAUAACAGUCAGGGUUCUCAAUCGAGAGGAGUACCAUAAGCAAUGCAGCUUUUUCAUAGAGCUUCAGACGCCACUUUGGAGAAGGAGAGGAUGGACAGUAUACAGAGACGAGGAGAAGGAGGUGGUGAAAGAAGAGGAGGAGCCUCUGACAGGUGAAGAAGAGGAAGAACGCCGCAUUGCUGAGAUGGGAAAACCAAUGCUUGGAGAUCACCCCAGAGUAGAGGUUAUCAUCGAGGAGUCCUAUGAAUUUAAGAACACCGUUGAUAAGCUGAUUAAAAAGACAAACUUGGCUCUUCUGGUUGGCACCAACAGCUGGAGGGACCAGUUUAUUGAGGCCAUUACGGUCAGCGCUGGUGAGGAUGAUGAUGAUGAAGAAUGUGGAGAAGAGAAGCUUCCCUCCUGCUUCGAUUAUGUCAUGCAUUUCCUAACCGUCUUCUGGAAAGUUCUCUUUGCUUUCGUGCCACCCACCGACUAUUGGAACGGUUGGGCGUGUUUCGUGGUGUCAAUCAUUAUGAUUGGCGUCCUGACGGCUUUUAUCGGUGACCUGGCAUCUCAUUUCGGCUGCACCAUCGGUCUCAAAGACUCAGUCACAGCAGUGGUGUUUGUGGCACUGGGCACUUCAGUACCAGACACAUUUGCCAGUAAAGUGGCAGCGAUACAGGAUCAGUAUGCCGAUGCAUCCAUUGGAAACGUGACGGGCAGCAACGCCGUGAACGUGUUCCUGGGCAUCGGAGUGGCCUGGUCCAUCGCCGCCAUCUACCACAACUCAAAGGGCAACGAUUUCAGGGUGGAGCCAGGAAACCUGGCCUUCUCCGUCACCCUCUUCACCAUCUUCGCCUUCAUCUGUGUGGCGGUGCUCAUGUACCGGCGCCGGCCCGAUAUCGGCGGUGAGCUGGGGGGUCCGCGGACUGCGAAAGCGCUGACCACAAUGCUCUUCGUCAGCCUUUGGCUCCUCUACAUCCUCUUCUCCUCUCUGGAGGCUUACUGCCACAUCAAGGGCUUCUAA